UGAAAUGGAAUUGAGCCAAAAUAACACUCUAAUAUUUUUUGUGAACGGGAAAAAGAUCGUUGAGCCCCGUCCCAACCCUGAAGAGACGCUCCUGUCUUAUCUCCGGGAGAAGCUACGCCUCUGCGGCACGAAGUUGGGAUGCGCCGAGGGCGGAUGCGGCGCGUGCACGGUAAUGGUAUCCCGCGUGGACAGGCAGUCGCAGCUUGUGCGCCACCUGGCCGUGAACGCGUGUUUGGCGCCACUUUGCUCCAUGCACGGACUCGCCGUGACCACAGUCGAGGGUAUUGGCAGCACCAGGACGAGGCUGCAUCCCGUCCAGGAGCGCAUCGCCAAGGCACACGGCUCGCAGUGUGGCUUCUGCACGCCCGGCAUCGUCAUGUCAAUGUACGCCACUCUCCGCAACACCCAAGCGCCCACCAUGGCCGAUCUGGAGACCACCUUCCAGGGUAACCUGUGCCGCUGCACCGGCUACAGGCCCAUCAUCGAGGGCUUCCGCACCUUCACCGUCGAUGGUCUUCAGAACGGAUGCGCCAUGGGCGACCAGUGUUGCAAAGUCAACGGCGGUCCGGUGGAGACUCUGUUCGAGCCCAGUCUAUUCGUGCCCUACGAUCCCAGCCAGGAGCCCAUCUUCCCGCCGGAACUCAAGUGUUCAGACGCCCUGGAUCGCCAGAGCCUCGUCUUCCGCGGUGAACGCGUGACUUGGUUCAGACCAACAUCAAUCGACGAAUUGUUGAACCUGAAGAAGAAAUUCCCUGACUCCAAGAUCGUCGUUGGCAACACAGAAGUCGGAGUGGAAGUCAAGUUCAGAAACUGCCUCUUCCCAGUCCUCGUCUCAACAGCCCAAAUCCCAGAACUUAAUCGCAUCUCCAAAACGGAAAAUGCACUCAAGAUCGGCGCUUCCGUGCCUCUGGCCGAGAUGGAAGAAAAACUCCGGCAGUUGAUCGAGGAUCGUCCUGAGCACGAGACUCGCGCCUUCAAGGCUGUUGUCGAGAUGCUUCACUACUUCGCAGGGAAGCAGAUCAGAAACGUGGCCUCAGUCGGGGGAAACAUCAUGCACGGAAGUCCCAUCUCGGACUUGGUCCCCAUCUUCACUGCCGCGCAGAUCGAGUUGGAAGUCAUUUCUGUUGCUGGCGAACGGCGAACCCUUCGAAUGGGUCCCGGAUUCUUCACUGGCUACCGUCGGAAUCUCGUCAAACCUGACGAGAUCCUCGUGUCCUUGCUUCUUCCCAAGACUAGCGAGAAGCAACACAUUGUGGCAUUCAAGCAAGCCCGGCGUCGAGAUGAUGACAUUGCCAUCGUCAACAUAGCCGUUAACGUCAUAUUCGAGCCCCAGUCCAACAAAGUCGCGUCUUUGGAGUUGGCCUUCGGAGGAAUGGCUCCGACCGUUGUCACUGCGCCGAAAUCCUCCGCCGUGGCUCGAGGAAAGCAAUGGAAUUCAGCUCUAGUGGAAGAGAUUUCCGAUGUGCUGGCCAGUGAACUUCCCCUGGAUCCCGGAGCGCCCGGAGGAAUGAUCCUCUAUCGCAGAUCUCUCACCCUCAGUCUCUUCUUCAAGGCCUUCCUGGCCAUAGCAAAGGCACGGAAUUUCCAAAUUCCCGCAGAAGAGAUUAGCGGCGCUGAAACAUUUCACGCUCUGCCUCCGAAGUCCACUCAGACGUUCGAGAAAGUGCCCGACGGUCAGGAGCCCUGGAAUCCCAUCCGUCGUCCUCAGGUUCACGCUUCGGCCUUCAAACAAGCAACAGGAGAAGCGAUUUAUUGCGAUGACAUGCCUCGUUUCGAGAAUGAGCUCUACUUGGCUUAUGUAUUCAGCAAGAAAUCGCACGCACGAAUCCUCAAUAUCGAUGCCUCGGAAGCUUUGUCUCUUCCUGGAGUAGAGGCCUUUUUCUCCGCUAAAGAUAUCGCCCUGGACAGGAAUCUAAUAGGACCUGUAUUCCAUGAUGAAGAGUUCCUCGUCACUGACACUGUGACUUCUCAAUCUCAAAUUCUGGGCAUUAUUGUUGCGGAGAAUCAGGUUUUGGCUCAAAGAGCAACUAAAAUGGUUAAAGUGAGUUAUGAGGAUAUUGUUCCAGUGAUUGUAACAUUGGAAGAUGCCAUUCAGCAUAAGAGUUACUUUCCUGGAUAUCCAAAGGUCAUCAAGAAGGGAAAUCCUGAGCAGGCGCUCGAGGAUGCUGACCACAUUGUCGAAGGCGAAGUGAGAAUGGGUGGACAGGAACACUUCUAUUUAGAAACUCAAGCUUCUAUAGCUGUGCCACGAGAUAAUGAUGAGCUGGAGCUGUUUUGCUCCUCUCAACAUCCAUCUGAGAUUCAGAAGCUCGUGGCGCAUGUUUUGGGGAUUCCGGCUUCUAAAAUUGUGACUCGCGUGAAGAGAAUGGGCGGUGGUUUUGGUGGGAAGGAGACAAGAGGCAUGAUGACGGCGAUUCCCGUGGCUUUUGCAUCUUACAAACUGGGCUGCCCAGUGCGCUGUAUGCUGGACAGAGAUGAAGACAUGAAGAUGACGGGAACUAGACAUCCUUUCUAUUUUAAAUACCAGGCUGCAUGUACCAAAGAGGGUCAGAUAACUGCCAUCAUUGUAGAUAUUUACAACAAUGCUGGGCACUCAAUGGACUUGUCCUUUUCCAUUUGCGAACGAGCUAUGUAUCACAUCUUAAACUCAUAUUACGUAUCUAAUGCACUGGUCAAGGGCUGGGUCUGCAAGACUAAUUUACCAUCUAAUACUGCCUUUAGAGGCUUCGGCGGUCCACAAGGGAUGUUCGUGGGUGAACAUAUAAUAAGAGAAGUUGCCAGGACAGUGAACAGAGACUAUGUAGAAAUUGCUGAGCUUAAUAUGAUGCGAACUGGCCUCCGAACGCACUACAACCAGGAAGUGGAAUUGUGUCAAGUCGGCAGAUGUUGGAGUGAGUUGAUGAAAAGCUCUGAUUUCCACAGACGUCGCGAAGAAAUCAGGAAAUUCAAUGAUCAGCACAGAUGGAGAAAGCGAGGAAUUUCUAUUGUUGGCGUUCAGUUUGGAAUUUCCUUCACCACAGCAUUUCUUAACCAAUCCGGAGCCUUGGUGCACAUUUACACUGAUGGAAGUGUACUGUUGUCACAUGGAGGCACUGAAAUGGGUCAAGGACUUCACACGAAGAUGAUCCAAGUCGCUGCAACGACUCUCGGAGUGCCAUUUGAUCGGAUUCACAUCUCUGAAACGUCCACAGACAAGGUGCCCAAUACUUCAGCCACAGCGGCAAGUGCUGGAUCGGAUCUAAAUGGAAUGGCUGUGCUCAAUGCUUGUGAGAUCCUGGCUAAACGCCUAGCUCCUUACAAGAAAGAACAUCCAAAUGAGGAAUGGGACAAAUGGGUGUCUAGAGCAUACCUGGAUCGCAUUCCUUUAUCGGCUACUGGCUUCUAUGCUACUCCAAAUAUUGGAUAUGAUUUCGCCACAAAUUCUGGAAGACCAUUCAAUUACUUCACUUUUGGCGCUGGAUGUUCUGAGGUGGAGAUCGACUGCUUGACCGGCGAUCAUCAGGUGAUCAGGACAGACAUCGUGAUGGAUCUGGGAUCCAGCAUCAAUCCGGCCAUCGAUAUCGGGCAAAUCGAGGGCGCUUUCAUGCAAGGCUACGGCCUGUUCACGCUCGAGGAAAUGGUCUACGCGGCCGACGGGACGCUCCUGUCCCGUGGGCCAGGAGCCUACAAGCUUCCCGGUUUCGCGGACAUCCCGGCGGAGUUCAACGUUUCCCUCCUGAGCGGCGCCCCCAACCCAAAAGCCGUCUACUCGUCCAAGGCAGUCGGCGAACCGCCACUCUUUUCUGCGGCGUCCGUCUUCUUCGCCAUCAAGGAAGCCAUCGCUGCCGCCAGGAGUCACGAGAACCUGGGCCCCAAUUUCCCACUCACGAGUCCAGCCACAGCGGCUCGCAUCCGGAUGGCGUGCCAGGACAAAUUCACGAGAAAGUUCGCUGAACCUCAACAAGGAUCAUUUAAACCCUGGAAUGUAAUGCCUUAGUAAACUUUUUCCUUUAAUAUUAGUCCAGUUAUCAGUUAGUUGAUUUGUAAAUUUUAGUUCAUUA
Phlebotomus argentipes is the source of this 4040-nucleotide messenger RNA. RefSeq names its product xanthine dehydrogenase (gene ry). NCBI's taxonomy places the organism in Eukaryota, Metazoa, Arthropoda, Insecta, Diptera, Psychodidae. Gene Ontology annotation, molecular function: 2 iron, 2 sulfur cluster binding; xanthine dehydrogenase activity; FAD binding. The record is from RefSeq and is a predicted model, not a curated record. The transcript has 3 exons. The coding region runs from base 5 to 3976 and encodes 1323 amino acids.